AUGGUUGCGAAAUCGGUGUCUUCGGAUCGGGAAAGCUGGGAUAAAAUCUUCAAAACUCUGGUCAAGAUUCUACAGACGAAACAGGACGAGGUCGAAUCCCUUCUCAAAGACAGGAAAAUUAUCGAAGAUAAGCUCAAGACUAAGCACCAAAACUGGAUCUCUGAUGUUCGGGAUUACGAAGAACAACUCUCUCUGAUGAAUCGAGAAAUUGAAACGAUGAAGAUGAUGCAGCUUGUUGAGACCUCGAAAUUCAGUCUCUUGUCUGGGUUAAAGGAAAGCGACCGUUCUCUCUGCAAUUUGAAAUUAGAACAAACGGUGGACGAGUUAAAUGACUUCAAGGCUUGGUUUGAUUUCCUCACACUGAAUAACACUAAUAAGGAAAGUGGCGACUUAGAAGCUGCGGAUAAUGAAUCAAUGGAAGCAAAAAUCAUUAAACUGAAACUCGAGUAUGAGAAGCUUGCUUCCGAGAAGCAAUGCGAGGUCUCUGAUCUUUUACGAGAGAACGGGUUUGCUUGGAGUCAAUUCAAAUGCACGGAAAGUGGAUUCACUGAUAAGUUAAAGAAGAAAGACGACGAGAUCGCUCAAGCAAACACCAAAAUUUCGAGUCUUUUAUCUUAUCAAGAGGAGCUUCAGUCAACUAAUCAGGAGAAGGAUGAUAUCAUCUCAAGAUUAAAGGCUAAGGUUGCUGAGAUGGAGACGAAUUCUGCCAAGAAAGAUGAGGAGAUCUUGAAGCUCUCGCGGGAUCUAGAGUCGUUGAAGAAGACUCGUAGCUUUACACCGGUUUUAACUCGAUGCACAACGACACGUGACAAAGGUAGCAAUGUUAACACUCAUAUAACUACUAAGAAAGAGAAGUCUGCUACAUCAACACCAAAUGAAAAGGACAUUAAAAGCUCGAAGAGGAAAAGAGCGAACAAGACACCAGUCUCAGUUUCAGAAGUCCCAAAGCUGUUCACUUCAACAUUUAGAGUUCCCAAGUUAAAGCCUUCUUCUUCUGAAGACCAAUAG
Molecule: messenger RNA, 1008 nt
Organism: Microthlaspi erraticum
Lineage: Eukaryota; Viridiplantae; Streptophyta; Magnoliopsida; Brassicales; Brassicaceae
Source: the annotation of a GenBank genome assembly